UACUCGCUGGACUGCUGCUCCUUGUCUUUUACCACCCCCCAACCUUCGAAAUGCUCCACAUGGGCAAGACCAAGUGGCAGAAGAUCAAAGCCCUUGACUUCGGCGGCAUCUUCAUCUUCAUGGCAGGCGAAGUGCUCUUCCUGCUCGGCAUCAACUGGGGCGGCCAACUCUACCCCUGGAAAUCCGCCCAAGUCAUCGUCUGCAUCGUGCUCGGCUUCUUCAUCAUCGUCGCGCUGGUCUUCUACGAGGCCUUCGUCCCGGCCGACCCCCUCAUCCCCGUCUCCCUACUGCGGAAUGUCCAGUUCAUGAUGUUCGUCGUCUGCGCCUGCAUCGGCGGCAUGAUCUACUACGCCCUCGGCAUCGUGUGGCCCCAAACGGUCGCGACCCUCUUCACCACCGACCUCAUCCACCAAGGGUGGCUCUCCGUGUCCGCAACCGGCGGCAACCAGCUCGGCAACAUAUGCUGCGGGCUUGCCUUCGCCCCGAUCGGCCACGUCCGCUACCAGCUCAUCAUCGCGGCCAUAUGCAUGACCGCCUUCGUCGCCUCGCUAGCCAGCACGACGCAGCACUCCCAGUCCCGCUCCAUCGCCCUCUCCAUAGUCGGGACCUGGUUCGCCGGCUUCGUCGAAGUCAUCCCCAUCGUCUCGAUCCCGUUCACGACGGCGCCUGAGGACAUUGGCCUCGCCAUUGGCGUCAUGGGCGCCAUCCGCGCGUCAGCCGGUGCAAUUGCGACGGCCGUCUACGUGUCUAUCCUCAAUAAUCGCGACACGACGCUCUCCGCGAAACUCAUCCCCGCUGCUGUGCUCGAGGCCGGGCUGCCCGCGUCCUCGCUGCCUGCACUGUUCAAGGCGAUUGCGGCGGGCACAGCGGACGCGUUGGCGGCGGUGCCGGGGUUUAAUGCGGCGGUGGGCGCGGCGCUGACGCUGGCGGAGAAGAACGCGUUCUCGGGCGCGAUAAAGACUGUGUUUUUGGCGACGAUUUCGUUUGGGAUGUGUGGGGUUAUUGCGAGUCUAUUUGUCAAGAAUAUCGAUCAUUUGCUGACGGGAGAUGUGGUGCGGAAGUUGCAUAGGCGGAAUGUGAGGGAGAUUCAUGAGGCGGUUGUAGACGAUGAGGGGGAGGUGGAAGGGAGAGAGAAGGGAGCUGGCGCGGGUGUGGAGGCGGUCUGAUGGGGAGCUGGAGGGGGUUGGAAUUUACAGUGACAGGUCGUAAGACUGUGCACACGCAUUUACCACCACUUGGGGUACCCCCAUGGAUUUUCAAAAACCUAGGCGCAAUGUCAAGUAUCAAGUAGUGCAAAUUAGACACUUGACUGACUGGCUGUUUACCAGCUGGGCUACUCCUCACAGUGGUGUUGAGUGAGCAAGAUUAGAGCUAAGCAGUGAUAAAUCCGUGCGCCCAGACUUAUGACCUAGUACUGUACUUAGUAUUUGGAAGUAUGUGUGAUUGUCAGGACGUGAUACGUUUGGGAGCAUCACUUACUGGCAUAGUCUUCCACACUCAUAAGAUUGCGAUAUAUGUCCGCAAUU
Mytilinidion resinicola is the source of this 1526-nucleotide messenger RNA. Its product is annotated as fungal trichothecene efflux pump. The transcript has a single exon. The record is from RefSeq and is a predicted model, not a curated record. NCBI's taxonomy places the organism in Eukaryota, Fungi, Ascomycota, Dothideomycetes, Mytilinidiales, Mytilinidiaceae. Gene Ontology annotation, molecular function: transmembrane transporter activity. Gene Ontology annotation, biological process: transmembrane transport. The annotation marks the transcript as partial.